GAGGGUGUGCGCAUGCGCGAACGCGGCGCGGGUGACUGAGCACGCGUGGUUUGUGAGUGGACGAUCCCGGGCGCCAAGGUUAUAGACAAUUUGUGAAAUGAGUGACUCUGAUGAUGACGAUAUCCCCCGGCUGUCUUCCCACACCUUAGCAGCCCUCCAGGAAUUUUAUGCUGAGCAGAAGCAACAAAGUGACCCAGGCAGAGAUGAUAAAUAUAACAUUGGAAUAAUAGAAGAGAACUGGCAGCUGAGCCAGUUUUGGUACAGUCAGGAAACCGCUUUGCGACUUGCAAAGGAAGCGAUUGCAGCUGCUGGAGAAGGUGGCAGAAUAGCCUGUGUGAGCGCCCCCAGUGUUUACCAGAAACUGAGAGCCCUACACAGAGAAGACUUUUCUGUAUACAUCUUUGAAUAUGACAAAAGAUUUGCUAUAUACGGAGAGGAGUUUAUCUUCUAUGAUUACAAUAAUCCAUUGGAUUUACCUGAAAAAAUUGCUGCACAUAGUUUUGACAUCGUAAUAGCAGAUCCCCCCUACCUUUCCAAGGAGUGUCUCAGAAAAACAUCAGAAACCAUCAAGUAUCUGACUCAGGGCAAGAUUCUGCUAUGCACAGGUGCUGUCAUGGAAGAAGAGGCAGCAAAACUUCUUGGCGUGAAGAUGUGCAAGUUUAUUCCAAAACACACCCGGACCCUGGGAAAUGAGUUUCGCUGUUAUGUGAAUUAUGAUUCUGGGCUAGACCAUGAAAUCUAAAUGCAGAUAGUAAUAUAAUAUGUAAAGGAUCCUGUGUGACAUUUCUCUUAUUAUUUCCUUGGUAGAUUGAAAAGUGAUAACCUUCUCCCCUCCCCUGCAAAGUGGGGCUCUCCCUGGCCUAAUUUUCAUAUUAAAGAAUAUAAGAUAUCAUUAUGACUUCCUGACUGCAGGCAUCUCUAGAACUCGGGAUGCUUUUGCCAACUUGAAUCCAUGGAAUUAUAGUGGGAAGAAAUCUUAGAACCUAUCUAAAAUCUGCUCUCCUCACCUAAGAACAGGUAAAAAACCAAAGUACAGACAGCUUAGUGGCUUGGCCAAGAGCUGAAUUAGGACCUAGGCCUCUGCCCCAGGCCGUCUGCCCCCUUAACAGGCCUGUUCCGACUCUACCCAGUGGACCGCUGAUUGUUCACAGCAGCUUUCCUGGGGUGUUGUAGGACUUGUGAAGGGGCCCGUCAUCUGCUCCAGCCCCUCAAGGAGACACGACUUGUCUCCAUGAAAGAAGUUGAGAAUCAUCCUUGGAACUAGUAUCUGAAAGCCUCCUGGAUGUUUCCUCCUUGCCCUGGUUCUUGAAGGGACAACAGGAACGUAGCCCAGGUGCCCUCUGUGUGCACACCGCCCCUGCACCUUUGGCUAAAGCCACAGCAAUGCUCCAGGCCCCGGAGAAACUGAAACUGCCAUCUGCAAACCAAACACUGUAGCAAAAAGGAUGUGAGAAGCAUGCUAGACUAUUCUGUUUCAAAAAUUAUCCAUCAUUCAUCCACACCAUAGCACAUUACUGAUACCUGCAACUUGGAUGGCUUUCAAGGGCCUUGUGCUGAGUGAAAAAAGCCGGUCCCCAAAGCUUACAUACUUACUAUUGAUGUAAUCUUCUUGAAUGGAGAGCAGAUUGGUGGUUGGCAGAGGUUAAGGGGGUGGGGGAGGAGGUGGGGUGGGACCAGAAAAAGGAGAUCUUAGGGGAAGUGCAGCUCUUGUGCAUCUUGAUUGUGCAGUGGUUACACACAACUCCACGGUUGGCAUUACACAGAACCCGCACACGCACGCAACACUGGUGAACUCCGAGUGAGGUCUGUGGGUGGUGCGCAGCGGCCAGUUCCUGGGGGUGAUUCUGUGCUUGGUCAAGAUGUUCUCAUUGCGGGCAACUGGGUAAAAGACACACAAGACCCCUCUGUAGUGUUUUUGCAAUUUCCUGUGAAUCUAGAAUCAUUUCAAAAUAAAAACUUAAAAAAGGGGGGGCGGUGAAGAAUAACACUUCCCCACCUCAGGUGACUUGCUUUGCUAACAAAACAUGAAAGGAAGUGCCAAGCAGAGCUUUAUUUUCUCUGUGACAUGGCUACCGGCAGUUUUCCACACACAAGCAGGUGCUUGAAUGGAGCGGUGGGCCUGCAGUGGAUGUGGAGGGUGAGCAGGAAAUAUACGUCUGCUUUUGAAAAUCAGAGACUGUGGGAUGGUUACUGCAGCGAAAGUGCAGCCCGUCCUGGAGAGCCUGGUGCCCUGGCACCAGCACUCAGGAAAUGGGGCAUCCGGGGUGGGGGGGGCUUGCUCCCGUCUGUUCUUUCUUAGCCUUCGACGGUCCUACUUUGGGAUAAUUUUUAAUUUACUUUAAAAAUCACUUGGUAUUUUUAUGAGACAUUUAUAUUUUUAUCAGUAUAUCAGCACCUGGCACAUGUGAAGUAUUCAAUAAAUGUUUGUUCU
Molecule: messenger RNA, 2431 nt
Organism: Zalophus californianus (California sea lion)
Lineage: Eukaryota; Metazoa; Chordata; Mammalia; Carnivora; Otariidae
Gene: EEF1AKMT1
Product: EEF1A lysine methyltransferase 1
Exons: 5
Coding region: 98-742 (214 amino acids)
Biological process (GO): methylation
Molecular function (GO): protein-lysine N-methyltransferase activity; nucleic acid binding
Source: RefSeq, a predicted model, not a curated record